AAAAUUAGGCGGCGGAUGUUCUCUCUUUACAGGGUCACCACUUUCCCAGAAUCACACAGUCCCGCUCAAUCAGCCCCACCCCUCCACCUGCUCCCCCGAGACACAGACAAUGUCCCCAGGCAGAAGAUCACUGAGCAUGUGGCAGCACCAUGCCCCUAUUGUCUCUCCGAGCUCUACCAUUGGCUGCAGAGUGUGAGAACCUCCAGCAAGCCCAAGACCCACACAUUGAUAUGGAGAUUCAGGAGUAUAAAUAGAGGAGAUUCAGCCAGUGCAGAUCAGACUCACUCUACACAGAGAGAUCUACAGCACAGAUCUACAGCCAUGACUCCUGCAAUCACUUCAGCACCUUCCAUCUCAAAGGAGCUCCUCCCUCUCAACAACAAGCUGAGAAAGCCAGUGGUGGAGAAGAUGCGCAGAGAUCGCAUCAACAGCAGCAUUGAGCAGCUCAAGACUCUCCUGACUCCAGAGUUCCUCAACCAGCAGCCCGACUCCAAGCUGGAGAAAGCAGAUAUCCUGGAGAUGACAGUCAGCUUCCUCAGACGACAGCAGCAGCAGCAGCAGCAGCAGCAGCAGCAGCAGCCUGCAUUCUCCUCCAGAUCAGCAGCUGUCAAUCAAGGCUUCUCCAGAUGUGUCCAUGAGCUUCUGCACUUCCUGUCCAAAGAUGAGGUGAAGACACAGUCUCAGAGAAAACUGAUGAACCACGUCCUGCAGAACCUGCAGCCGUCAGCAGAUCAGAAAUGGAGGGAAAGUGUUCUCCCUCAAGAGCAGCAGAACAUCAUCAGCAAAGAGAAGAGCUCAGAAAAGAGCGCCCUCUGGAGGCCCUGGUAGAAAGAUGUUCUCAAAAAAGUCUAAAAAAACAGGAGGACAUGUUCUUUAUGGACUUUAAAUAUAUAAGUUUUGCUUGAGCAAAAUAUGUACAUGUACUUUGUUAAAAUAACAUAACAUAGCAUUUUAUUAUUAUCGCUUUAUUGCAAUAAGUGUAUUGCUUUCUGUUUCAAGGAAGUUUUAAAAGUCUUAAUAUUUUAAGAAUACCUUAUAAUUCUGUUUUAAGAAAUGAUGUCAUUCUUUUUUUUUACUUUUGGGAAUCCCUUGUAUUCAUCAAAAAUGUAUUUUAUAGUACUUUAUACAGAAGUGACUCUGUGAGUCGAGAUUCUUUUACUUUUAUUAACUUUCACUAUGAAAGUGUUUGAAUUAUCCAUUGUCCACUACGUGGUUCUUCUCAUGCCCAUUUACAGUGAAUGGUAUGUUGAGAUAAGUUAUAUUAUCUUUGGUUUUGUAUUACACACUAAAGGAAUCAUUUGAUUUGUCAAAUGUUAUGAGCAACGUUGUAUCAAUGUCUUGUAAUGUACGCACUGCAUUGUUUGUACUAAUUAUCUCAAUUGAGAUAAAUGAACUCAAAUGAGUUUUCAAAUAUGUCUCCAUAUGUAGUCUAUCAUAGAUGACACUGCAUCAGUGUCUUGGUAUGCACUGCAUUGUUUGUCCUUAUGUUUGUCAAAACAUUGCUAAAUGUCUCAUAUUUGAGACGCAAUAAAUCUACUAUCUAAAUCUA
This is a messenger RNA of Astyanax mexicanus (Mexican tetra), 1549 nucleotides long. Its product is annotated as transcription factor HES-5. Lineage: Eukaryota; Metazoa; Chordata; Actinopteri; Characiformes; Acestrorhamphidae. Gene Ontology annotation, cellular component: nucleus. Gene Ontology annotation, molecular function: RNA polymerase II cis-regulatory region sequence-specific DNA binding; protein dimerization activity; DNA-binding transcription factor activity, RNA polymerase II-specific. Gene Ontology annotation, biological process: regulation of transcription by RNA polymerase II; anterior/posterior pattern specification; regulation of neurogenesis. The record is from RefSeq and is a predicted model, not a curated record.